UUCCCCACACGAGCUCGACUCCGCUCAAACGGAUCCGAAGCCACUUUAUGACAUGCAGUGCCCCUUCACCGUCUUCACCAUGCCAUCACGACUGCAGAAAGCUCCGUUGAGCUUCAUGAAGCUGUGCUGGAGACAUGUUCCUCCGGACUUUGGGUAGCCGGAGGCUAGGGAGCUCUCUAUGCUUACCAUCGUUAUGGCGACGACAACCGAGGAUCGCCAAUGGGCAGCGGAGCUUGCUCACUAUUGCACACGAUCGAGGGCCUUCUGAGCCUCCACUGCUCGAACAGACUGUGCCGGAGCACUUUGCUUCCAUUGUCUCGCGUUAUGGCGACCGACCCGCUGUAUCAACGAGACAUCAACGUAUAACACUUACCUACGAGGAGCUGGAUCAAAAGUCCAACGCGUUGGCCCGAGGCCUGCAAAACAUAGGCGUGAAGAAAGGCGAUCGUGUGUCUGUCUCAUUGGGCAACAACAUCGAGUUCGCGAUUGCAACAUAUGCCAUAUUCAAGCUGGGUGCGAUCUUGAAUCCGCUCAAUCCGAGCUUCAACGCCAACCAGGUCGUGAGCGCCUUGAACCACCUGGAAACUUCACAUUUGAUCAUUGGGACCGAGACACAUUUGAUUCGAAAGGACCCACGAAACAAUUCGGAUAUCUUGAAGCAUAUCGCCCCUGGCAUCGGAGGCAAGAAGCUGGAAUCGGAGCUCUGUCCAUCGCUCGAGGAGAUUGUGUUGGUCGACAACUCCCAUGGCCGAGUCGAUCCCGGAGCAUUGGGUGCAACAGUACCUUUCCAAUCGAUCCAAGAAGGACAGUCGGCCCAGUCGAUUUCUUAUGAAAACCUGCAUAAGGACGAUGUUGUCAACAUUCAGUUCACGUCCGGUACUACUUCAGCUCCAAAGGCCGCCUGCCUCUCACAUCGCUCAAUUCUCAACAACGGCGCACAGAUCGGAGCUCGCAUGCUCCUCACUCCAAAGGAUGUCAUCGUCUGCCCUCCACCUCUCUUCCACUGCUUCGGAUGCAUUCUAGGCUAUAUGGCCACAGCAACACACGGCGCCCAGAUCGUCUUCCCCACCGAAGCCUUCGACCCACUCGCCUCCCUCCAAGCCGUCCAAGACUACAAAGGCACAGGUCUCUACGGCGUAGCCACCAUGUUCCUCGCCGAACUCGAACUAAUCGCCAACAAAACAAUCCCCAACGAAGGCUUCCAGCACCUCCGCACAGGGAUCGCAGCAGGCUCGUCUGUCCCCCAAGAACUCAUGAAACGCCUGCACAAAGUCCUGAACCUCACCGAACUCACCAUCUGCUACGGCAUGACCGAAACUUCCCCCGUAAGCUGCAUGACCCGCACCGACGACCCUCUUCAAAAACGCAUCGAAACCGUAGGAAAACUCCAACCCCACGUCGAAGCCAAAGUCGUCGACCCCUUCGACCACUCCCGAACCCUCAAAGUAGGCGAAAAAGGCGAGCUCGCCGUAAGCGGCUACCUCCUCAUGAAAGAAUACUACAACGACCCCAAAAAGACUAAAGAAGGGAUGAUUUCUCUUCCAUCUUUGUCCGGCAAAAACGAAACUUUCAUGCUCACGGGCGAUGAAGCUGUCAUGGAUGAGGAAGGUUAUGUUGCGAUCACAGGACGAAUCAAAGAUCUGAUUAUUCGUGGAGGAGAAAAUAUUCAUCCUUUGGAGAUUGAGAAUUGUUUGUUGUCGCAUGAGGGCGUGAGAGAGGUUAGUGUGGUGGGGCUGAAGGAUGAGAGGUAUGGAGAGGUUGUGGCGGCUUUUGUGGUGAGGAAUCGGAAUCCUGAAGGGGAAAAGUUGAGUGCGAAGGAGGUGAGGGAUUAUGUUAGGGAGAGGCUGAGUGGGCAUUUGGUGCCCAAGUUUGUUUUCUGGACAGAGGACUACCCCAAGACGGCGAGCGGGAAGAUUCAGAAAUUCAAGUUGCAAGAGGAGGGAGAAGUAAUGGUUAAAGAAGGGAAGGGUCUUGAGUAACAACAAAUUGCGACAAGAGGGCGAGAACUUGCAUAGGCUGUAUUGCCAAAGGAAGAGGCUCUUGAUCAUGUACGUAUUGUACAGAAUCGCUUUGUGCAUAUUGCGGGUAAAGUGCG
Messenger RNA from Cercospora beticola, 2095 nucleotides. RefSeq lists its product as uncharacterized. Gene Ontology annotation, biological process: fatty acid metabolic process. Gene Ontology annotation, molecular function: medium-chain fatty acid-CoA ligase activity. Lineage: Eukaryota; Fungi; Ascomycota; Dothideomycetes; Mycosphaerellales; Mycosphaerellaceae. The record is from RefSeq and is a predicted model, not a curated record.